Messenger RNA from Anisakis simplex (herring worm), 513 nucleotides. The record is from the annotation of a GenBank genome assembly. Lineage: Eukaryota; Metazoa; Nematoda; Chromadorea; Rhabditida; Anisakidae.
UUGCAGAUCCGAAUUGAAGUGUUCUCGCACACAAACAAAAGUCCACAUUUCAAACAAAGCGAAUAUACAGUGGAUGUGAGCAGUGAUGCAACAGCUGGACAGAAUAUCACACAAGUGAGUGCUGGUCUCGACGGUAUUACCUACUCAUUGGACGACUCAUUCUCGGGUCUCUUCGAAAUUUCCAACGAUGGCGUGGUCAGCCUCGGAAGGAAACCAAUCAAAUCUGAGCAGAAUCGCUAUCAUAUCAUCAAAAUAACGGCAACCAACAAGCAAGGCGAAAGCGCAACCACUACGCUGAACGUAUUUCUAAAUGGUGAGAAGAUCACAGUAGUAGCAACAACACCCUCUUCGGCAUCAAAUGAGCGAUGUCAUUUCCUGUCGAAGUUGUACAAUGCACAAAUUCGUGAGAAUCAAUUGGGAAGACACAAAUUAGUCAAGGUGACAUCGAACUGUGAGAAAGAGGGUCGACCAGUGGAAUACGUUAUCGCUCAAGGAUCAGGUAAAUUCUUCUAG